AUGCCUCCUCCCCUCCCCAGCCAGAAGGGCACUGGAAAGAAGGGACGAGAUCGCCAGUCGCGCAGCCGCAAUACUACCCCGAGCAUUAUGUCGCAGUCGGACCCUGAAGAGACAGCCUACCUUCGCAUGCCCCUCCAGAACUUCCAGACUGACGAGGGAAUCGACAAUUAUGGCAGCGGCAAGGACAAGGACAUCCCCACCUCAAAAGAACUCGAGGCGCUUCUAGAGAGACUGCAGAAACUGGUUUCAAUAGCAGAUGCUAGAGGUACAAUUGCCGAUCGGGGCAUGAGAACUGUUGUGGGCUUGCGCAAGGAAAGACAAGAGGAGAUCGAGACGGAGCGUCGAGAUGACGAGACAAAGGAGAGACUUAAGAAGGAGGCGCUGGAUGAGGAGGAACGCGGUCGCAAUAAGAAAGCUUCGAAGAUGAAGAAGCGAAAGGAUGCCAGUACUGCUAGAGAGGAAAGGCCCCUUGCGCAUGGAGCUCAUGGUCUGGCUGCUCAGGAUGGUUCUCAUCACCCAGAGCGUUCAUCUCCUUUAAAUGACAAGAAGGUUGUAAGAAAGGCUUCGAGGGAAAGAGACAAUGACUCUGCUAGCUCGUCGCUUUCACCGGUCGUUGCCACACCUACCGCCACUGGUAUGGAUAUUGACAAAGACGAUGAUGACGAUUCGAGCUCCGACGAACAUCAACCUCCACCAGCACCCGCUAUUCCACACCUUCAAACUUUUGGAGACGAUCCCAACACUUUCCCAGAUCCUACCCUCUACGAGAUUCGUCCUGUCAGACCUGGAAUGACCAUUGCAGAGAUGAAUGAGCUUUACUCCGUUGCAGGCUUCCCAGAAGAUGACCUGGAAGAAUUCAUCCCUGGCACACCUCCCGACAAGGAUUUUAGUAACGCCAAGCCGACAAAUCAAGUUCAAUUUAAUACCUUCGCUACCUAUAUCGAGCCUUACUUCCGUCACUUUACUGAAGAGGAUUUGGCCUUCCUCAGAGAGAGAGGAGACCGUGUUACUCCUUUCGUUAUCCCUCGUCGUGGGAAGAAGCAUUACACUGAAGUCUGGGCAGAGGAGGAUGGUGCACUUUCUGUCGACGGUCCCCAACAGGGUCGCGACAAGUUUCCUGCCAAUCAAGCUCGUGGAGAUAUUGAGAACAUGACCGAUGCUAUUGCCGAGACCGAUCAGAUUUCUGCUGGCCCCAUCCUCUCGAGACUUCUUGCAACUAUGCGACCAGAGCACCGUGCACCUGCUGAAGAGAAGACUAAUGGAGUCAACGGUGAUGUUGACAUGAAUGCUGAUCUGAAUGCCGAUCUAUUCGGCGAGCCCGUCCAGCCUCCUAACGAAGCCCCAUCCGUUCCACCUGCUACCUUCAUGCCCGAUUCCAACACCGAAGCCUGGAAGAAGGCCACCCACCCAAAGCUCGAUCACGCCCAAGUUGACGAGCGCAUAAAGCAAGAACUACGCCAUAUUGGUUUCCUCCCUCCCGACACCGAACCCGACUACGAUGCCCACUAUGACGACGAAAUCGCCGGGCGUCUCCGCUUCCUGCAAAGCGAACUCAAAGAAAAAUGCAUCAUGAACGGCGCCCGCAAAUCUCGCCUCAUGGACCUCGUCAAAGAGCGCAUGGCCCACCAAGAAUUCAGCACCAUCCGCGAAGAUCUCGACGGCCAAGUCCAAUCCGCCUACCUCAAACGCACGCGCACCAUGGGGAAGAACAAAAAAGCCAAGCGACCUGGUGGCGCAGGUGGAGGGAGCCACGUCGUUGCUGGUGCGAGCAAUGGGAUGGCACGCCCUGGAAUUGGCGAUGUUACCAAGACAGUGAUGGAGAGGCGCAAGAAGUGGAUUGAUACUAUUGGGUGUGUGCUUGAUAAGGAUGCUAAUCAGGUACGGCGGAAUCGGGAUCCGGAUAGCUCGAUUUUUAAGCAGGAGGAGAUGGCGGAGUAUAUUCGGAAGGAGAAGGAGAGUUGGGAUGAGGAGGUGGAGGAGGAUUAA
Messenger RNA from Cadophora gregata, 1986 nucleotides. It is a transcript of the gene NGG1, whose product is annotated as Transcriptional regulator. Gene Ontology annotation, biological process: regulation of transcription by RNA polymerase II. The coding region runs from base 1 to 1986 and encodes 661 amino acids. The record is from RefSeq and is a predicted model, not a curated record. Gene Ontology annotation, molecular function: transcription coactivator activity. The transcript has 2 exons. NCBI's taxonomy places the organism in Eukaryota, Fungi, Ascomycota, Leotiomycetes, Helotiales, Ploettnerulaceae. Gene Ontology annotation, cellular component: SAGA complex.